This is a messenger RNA of Tachysurus fulvidraco (yellow catfish), 2122 nucleotides long. It is a transcript of the gene mboat1, whose product is annotated as membrane bound O-acyltransferase domain containing 1. The record is from RefSeq and is a predicted model, not a curated record. Gene Ontology annotation, molecular function: acyltransferase activity. The transcript is spliced from 13 exons. Gene Ontology annotation, biological process: lipid modification. Lineage: Eukaryota; Metazoa; Chordata; Actinopteri; Siluriformes; Bagridae. Gene Ontology annotation, cellular component: membrane. Bases 237 to 1697 code for a protein of 486 amino acids.
CAAUGCCGCGCCUUCCCGAGAACCUGCUCCAACUUCUCCAAGUGCUAGAGAUCAUUUGAGAUGAUGUUGCUGCGGUGGAAUUUAAGCUGAAUUACAGGAUUUUGGGUUCUGUGUGGAAGGAAUAUUGAUUGUACAAAACCUUGUGUUGGUGUUGAUGACACUCGGAUCUCUGGGGAACUUAAGGAGUUUUAGGAGUUUCAGGAGUUUUAGGAGUAUCAGGAGUUCAGGGAUGCAGAAUGGAUCCCAAAUCAGACCUCCUGCUUCAGACCACAGGCUGUACAUCGCUGAGGGCCAUCAGCAGGUUCAUGGGAAUUCCUCUGGAUCAGGUGAACUUUAUCAUGUGCCAGAUGUUCGGCCUGGCUGCUGCCUUCUGGUUUCGUCUGUGUCUCAGUCCUCAGCAGGCCAGUCCAGCUCUGCGUCAUGCCGUCGCUAGUUUCUUGGGGUCGAUGUUUGUUAUAUUCUGCUUCGGAUGGUAUUCCUUGCACGUCUUCGUCCUUACUCUCAUCUGUUACGUCAUCCUGAAGAUAGCGAGCGCGCGCACUGUUCACUGGUACUCGAUGCUUGUGGCGAUGGGCUACCUCACGGUGUGCCAGGUCAGCAGGGUCUUCAUCUUCAACUACGGCAUCCCUGCCACAGACUUCUCAGGACCUCUGAUGAUGCUGGUGCAGAAGAUCACCACUCUGGCAUUUCAGCUUCAUGAUGGAAAGUGUCGCAAGCAGGAAGAUCUCACUGUGGAACAGAGACAUAUGGCUGUUGUCACCCAGCCGACGCUGCUGGAGUACCUGAGCUACACGCUGAACUUCAUGAGCAUCCUGGUGGGGCCGUGUAGCAGCUACAGAGACUACAUCGAGUUUAUAGAAGGACACCACGUUCACAACAAACUCAAACUGCAGCACAACGGCAACAACACACAAGCGCAUCCAUCACCUGUGCGAGUCGUGUGUCAGAAGUUGGUGGUGUGUGUCGGCUGCCUCUUCUGGUUCUUCCUGGUCACCAGAAGAUUCCCGAUCGGCUACAACGUGGAUCCUCUCUUCAUUAGCGAGGCCUCAUUCCUCAGCAGGCUAGCUUACGCAUUCGUCUCCAUCCAGGCGGCUCGGCCGAAGUUUUACUUCGCUUGGACUUUAGCUGAUGCAGUCCAUAAUGCAGCGGGAUACGGCGUCAGCGGAUUUGACCGGAAAGGCCGCGUGGCCUGGGACCUCGUCUCUAACAUCCACAUCUGGGAAAUCGAGACAGCGACCAACUUCAAAUCCUUCAUUGACAACUGGAACAUUCAGACAGGGGUGUGGCUUAAGAGUGUGUGCUAUGACCGUGUGCCAUAUUACCGUACGCCUCUGACGUUUUUGCUGUCGGCGUUGUGGCACGGAAUUUACCCUGGAUAUUACUUCACAUUUCUCUUGGGGAUCCCCAUCACGCUGGCUGCCCGUGCUGCCCGCAGGAAUUUCCGCCACUAUUUCUUACAUUCGUACUCUGUCAAGCUGGCGUAUGACAUCAUCACCUGGGCAGUGACGCAGCUGACCAUCUGUUACACCGUCAUGCCAUUCUUACUGCUGGCUGUGGAGCCGACGAUCAUCUAUUACAGGUCCAUGUACUUCCAUGUGCACAUCAUUAGCAUUCUGGCGAUGAUCGUCCUGCCCAGCAAACCCAGGAGGCCCGAUCUCUAUGCCCAGCACUCCAACAAUAAUGUGAAGAGAGAAUAAAGACCCUGCCCUCUCUCUCUGUGUGUGUGUGUGUGUGUGUGUGGAGAGAGAGGGUUGCACAAAGAAGGCUCUGUGUGAGAUAAACGCACACGCGCACACACGCACACACGAAGGAUGAUGAUGUUUAAACUGUAGGUCUAAAACAGGACUCAUUGGCACGGUCACUCCACACCAAGCUAGUAUUCAGACAAGACGGAGUGAUCACAUCUUUACUAAGUAAAUUAAUGGUCAUUGUUUAGUGUUUUUAAAAAUUUAAACCCGGGGUAUUACACAGAUUUGGGGCCAGAGUGUUAAUUGUAAAUUAAUGUUGCCUAAUAUGUAUUUAUUUAUAUUAUACACACACAUAUAUAGACUGUAUAACGUUGUGACUUUUUGAUAAAAAUAAGAGCGCUACCUUUUUUGAAAGCUUCUUUUGAAUAAAAUAA